Molecule: messenger RNA, 5375 nt
Organism: Podospora bellae-mahoneyi
Lineage: Eukaryota; Fungi; Ascomycota; Sordariomycetes; Sordariales; Podosporaceae
Exons: 4
Coding region: 2702-5293 (863 amino acids)
Biological process (GO): transmembrane transport
Cellular component (GO): plasma membrane
Molecular function (GO): secondary active sulfate transmembrane transporter activity
Source: RefSeq, a predicted model, not a curated record
GCUUGAUUCAAUCAUUCACCUUUCUGUAUAUUGACUCCUCGUUGAAGUUCUUAUCAGCUACUCAACAAGGCUUUGAUGAUGGAUGGCUUUCUGGAUCUGCUCAUGGAUGAAUGAUCGAUAGCUCACGAGUGACCGUCUAGCAGGCCACCCUUGACCUCUUGGCAGAACGGUUUCCCAUCCUUGACGCGUGGCUGGGACGACGAACUUCCUCGGUUCCCCAACCUCGGGUUGCAUUCUCCACUUACCGGCCUCGAAGCCCUGGUCCCCGGUGCAGUUUCCACCAGGUUGCCAAAACCUGUAACAACCAGCCUCUGUUUCGAAUAUCAAGAUAUCGAGAUCCUCUUCUCUGUCCAAUUAACACCUGAAAAUAGGAAUGAAAUUUUCUCGUCUUCUUGACGGAAAAGCUCUUCACAACUCAGUUUUACGAAAUGGUUCCGCGAAGAUCGACCGAAGGUACCGACGAUAUCCAAAUAGUUAGCGUAAUUGGACUCAAUUUGCCCAGACAACCAUUUUCGUGAACCGGACCUUCUCCCCCGGCAACGGCGGCCCUAGAACAACGGAAACCUUUGCAGAGCUGCUUCUUUCGGGUCUGCAAUUUCGGCAACCACUUUCCCAUCGAGGAGGUCGCCAUGCACAUGGACCGAAACCCCUGUCCCAUCCUUCCAGAAGAACCAACUUUUGACGAUCAAGCUGUUUUCUCUGGCAACUUCCUGGUCACGGUUUCAGUUUCCCUAAAUGGAUCGCCGUGAGAUGGGAUUGGUCACUGAGUCGGGCCCGCCCUGCCGAUCUGAGAGUCGAGGCCGAAAACAAUUCACAGAGGAUGCCGGCCUGACCAAAGAUUACGGCCGUCUCGCCAGGGGAGCAUCCCCCCAGCUGACGCCGGCCUCGGAGUGGAUGUUCGGCUGCGGCCCGGAGCGGCUGACGGUUGCCAAGAUGAUCACCCGGAGCCACUUUCUACCACUUAGAUGGCAAUGCUCCGUGCCCUCGUUCAAGAUGGAGACAGUUGUGAGAGGUUUAGAUACCAAGCUGGCAGUAUAUACAGUAUCUGAUGCAUUCCGCCGCAUCACUCAAACCUUUGUUUAUCUCACCCUGCGAAUAUGAGUCCCCUAAGGCAAAACCACAGCACAUGCCCAUCAUCCACUGGUAUGGCACUAGCCUGAUAAUAGCAUGUUGCUCUCAGGUGGAAAAGGAAACAAUCACAACUGUGGGCGAUUAGAUAAGACAGCUGAUGUCUUGUUCCAGAGCAACGUUGCCAAGACGCGGGCCAAAAUCUGCAGGUCAUCAUGCACGAUUGCCUGCCAUCAACAGUCAGAACCAAAUCCAGACCACACAGCUUCACAUCAUCACUGCCAAGCCUUGGAGGAUAUCGGAGUUGAAGCUCCCAAGACGCCAGAAGGCUCCCAUCGACGUUGCAAGUAUAUCAGAGGAAGAACAACAUCCUCUACUCUCGUCCCUGGUGAUGCUGGAUGACUCAGCAGCCCGCCGCGGGGUUUGGGUGGUUUGGACUGGCCCUUGGCAAAGCACCUCAACUUCGGUGCUCAUUGCAUCAUCAAGACAACCCCCAUACAUAUCUUCCACGAGACACGGUGACUCUCUCGAGGUCAGCCACACAUCCAGCUUGAUAGGCUGGGGGACGUGGGGUUUACCCACUGGAUUUAUGCUGGAAACAUGGUAUUUGCAACCGCUAACGCCUACAUUGCGGUGUUUACUGAGACAGCGACGAUGGGUGUCUCGUGUUCUCGGCCGGCUGACAUUGGUGCUCAAGUGAGCCCUCACUGCUCUCGAAUAUCUUACUCACAUGGGUCUUCAACCUCCAGCCGGUGUCACAUUCAGUGAUGACUGUGCUUUUGGUGUCGAAUCGAUUGGCCUAGCGGUCUCCCGUAAUGGAGGCUCGACAAUGAGGUUUGAAACUGCAACUGAGGAUAUGUCCUGGCUGGGUUAGAAAGGUUUGAAUCUGUUGAUCGUCACCAUUCAACCCGGCCGGCAAAGAGCUUGGUUAUCACUUCUUUGCCUUUCCCAGUCCCACCAACUCGCGGACUCAGACUUUGGACCCAGCGGUGCCAGUGGUAAUUUGUUAGCUGUGAUAGGCAUGGGCAUCGAUUGCGCCAUCCACUUGAUGCCCACCUGCCCACCGCACCCGACCCCCCGCCGCCUCUUCACUGCCUGUCGGGCCCGACGUCAACAGUCCAACAUCUCCCUGCCUCUCUAGGAUAUGUAUUGAGCCUUCCUUGUUGCUUUUCCAGGUUGUUGGGACCUGGAGCUGGUCUCCUGAUGUCUCAUUCUUUCCUCCCGUCGCUUUUGCUAGGAAAGUAGAACCCGGCACUCGAGCGGACCUGUUACCUAAUGAUAAACACUCACGCCGCCCAUCUACACGAUUUGGGGCACACUCCAUCUUGCAGCAUCUCCUAAUCAGCAUCUCCGCCAAACCUCGCAUCACCUAUAAUCCUUACACCUACGGCAUGGUUUGCAUAUCCUGGCGCAUCCCGCACCUUAGACGACGACUUCUCGGCAACCCGGUGCAUAUUCAAGUCGAUACGCCCUCGGAUCGCAUCAUUUACAGCAUCUAAAAAGAUUGAAAAGAUCCGAGGCGGUGUAUCUGUUUCAAGCAUCUGAUCUCUUCCUUACCAGCCCAUGGUGUGACAGCAUUUCAAGAACUCAACAUCGACUCUUCUCAGUGUGGUCAUAUCCUCAGAAACUAGCCAUGACAUCUGGAGUUGGCCACAAGGUGGCCCGGCUGCUGGGAAUCCAGCUACAACCGAAAGACCCAUAUCACCAUGUCAAUGACCCAAGAGAAACAGCCCAUUUCAACACAGACCAGACAUUUGUGGAGGAGUCACCGAGGGUGGAUGACUUUUUCUUGAAAUUAGUACCCUCUGGCCCGCAAGUAUGGCGAUAUCUGGUGUCUCUGUUUCCGUUUCUCUCCUGGAUCGGAUACUACAACCUUCAAUGGCUUGCUGGAGAUCUGGUUGCUGGCAUCACCAUCGGCGCUGUUGUCGUACCUCAAGGUAUGGCUUAUGCCAGACUGGCCAACCUGGAUGUUCAGUUUGGUCUGUAUUCGAGCUUUAUGGGUGUUCUUGUUUACUGGUUCUUCGCAACCUCCAAGGACAUUACCAUCGGUCCUGUUGCUGUCAUGUCUCAACUUACCGGCGCUGUCGUGACUGAUAUGGCUGCUGUCCUUCCUGACGUUCCAGGCCAUGUCAUUGCAUCUGCUCUUGCACUCUUGGCCGGUGCCGUUGUGGUGUCCAUCGGGCUCAUCCGCUGCGGAUGGAUUGUCGAUAUCAUCUCGCUUACCUCUCUCUCGGCAUUCAUGACCGGCUCAGCCAUCUGCAUUGCUGUCGGGCAAGUUCCAUCGCUGAUGGGCCUCAGCGGCUUUUCAACUCGCGAUCCGACGUAUCUUGUGUUCGUCAACAUACUCAAACACCUGAACACAGCGAGUAUGGAUGCCGCCAUGGGGUUGUCGGCACUUGCUAUGCUUUACCUUAUCAGGGGAGUUUGCAUGUGGAUUGGGACACACUACCCGAAACAUCAGAAGCUCGCCUUCUUUAUUUCGACGUUGAGGGUCGUGUUCGUCAUUGUUCUCUACACUCUGAUCAGCUACCUGGUCAACAGGAGCUUGCCGAGGGGUACAGCCAGAUUCAAAAUUUUGUUUGACGUUCCUAGAGGGUUCCAAAACGCGGCUGUCCCGGUCAUCAAUACCUCUAUUGUCAGCAACCUGAUUGGAUACUUGCCCGCUACUGUAGUGGUGCUGCUCAUCGAACACAUUGCUAUCUCGAAGUCGUUCGGUCGAGUCAACAACUACAGAAUCAACCCUUCUCAAGAAAUGGUAGCCAUUGGCAUCACCAACAUGCUGGGGCCCUUCCUCGGCGGGUACGCUGCAACGGGCUCUUUCAGUCGCACUGCCAUUAAGUCGAAGGCCGGCGUGAGGACUCCGUUUGCCGGCGUCAUCACAGCCUUUGUGGUUCUCCUCGCCAUCUACGCCUUGCCGGCCGUGUUUUACUACAUUCCCAACGCGUCACUCUCUGCGGUGAUUAUCCAUGCCGUCGGCGACCUCAUCACCCCUCCCAAUACAGUCUAUCAGUUCUGGCUCGUAUCACCAUUCGAGGUCUUGAUCUUUUUUGUCGGUGUGUUUGUCACCAUCUUUUCGAGCAUUGAGAAUGGCAUCUACACCACGGUGCUGCUCUCGGCAGCGAUGCUUCUCUUUCGGAUUUUGAGAUCGAACGGCCGGUUCUUGGGGCGUGUCAAGGUUCAAUCCAUGCUUGGAAAUCGCGUUAUUGGCAACGACAGGCAGCAGCCGGUACCCGGGUAUGGCACGUUUACCGGCUCGCAGGAGGCGCCGACACGCAACAUCUUCUUGCCUAUCACGCACGCGGAUGGGUCCAACCCCGAGAUUGAGCUGGACAAUCCAUAUCCUGGCAUCUUCAUCUACCGGUUCGCCGAGGGGUUCAGCUACCCGAACGCGGGGAGCAGCCUGGAGCACUUGGUGGAACACAUUUUUGCGCACACUCGGCGGACGAACCUGGCGCAUUUCGACCGGCCUGGCGAUCGGCCUUGGAACGAGCCCGGCCCGUCAAGGAAGGACAUGAAGGCGGCGGCUGCGGCCGGGGUGGACGCGGGGAUCAUAGGGGUGGACGUGAGCUUGCCGACGCUCAAGGCGGUGAUUCUGGAUUUCAGCUCGGUGAACCACGUCGACAUUACUUCGGUGCAGCAGCUGAUUGACGUGAGGAAUCAGCUGGACCGGUAUGCCAGCCCGGAUAUUGUCGACUGGCACAUUGCCUGCAUCAACAACCGGUGGGCGAAGAGGGCGCUGGCGGCGGCGGGGUUUGGGUACCCGACUGUUGUGCCGGACGGGCCGCACAGGAGGUGGAGGAGCAUCUUUUCUGUGGCGGAGAUUGGGGGGUCGCACAGCGCGGCGGCGGCGGCCGAGGUGGAGGUGAACGAGAAGGAGAUUGCGAGGAGCAGGAGGCAGACUGCUGCUGAUGUGGAGGUUGGGAAUAAGCAGCAGCAGCAGCAGCAGCAGCAGCAUCAUCACCGUGGGCCAAAUGAUCCUAAGAAGGUUGGGACGGGCGGGAGUGAGAGUGUUCCGAGAAAGUCGACGGUUACGUUUGAGGAUGCGGUUCUUUCUUUGCACCAGAAGAGGAUGUCGCUGGGGCCGGAGCUGCACAGUGGGCGGACGGUGGUGGCGCCGGUGCAUGGGAUCAAUCGGCCGCUGUUUCAUGUUGACCUGACGAGCGCGCUGCAGAGCGCGGUUGCCAAUGUUGAGGGGAGGUAUGAGGGGUUGGAGGAGCAUCAUUAGGCGUUGUUAUUUUUCCAUAGAUUAUACCCGCAGGAAGUAGUGAUUAGUGUGAGAUAUUGGUUUCUCUUGAAGUUGUCCGUCA